GUGUCGCGGGUCGGAGCUCGGUCCUGCUGGAGGCCACGGGUGCCACACACUCGGUCCCGACAUGAUGGCGAGCAUGCGAGUGGUGAAGGAGCUGGAGGAUCUUCAGAAGAAGCCUCCCCCAUACCUGCGGAACCUGUCCAGCGAUGAUGCCAAUGUCCUGGUGUGGCACGCUCUCCUCCUACCCGACCAACCUCCCUACCACCUGAAAGCCUUCAACCUGCGCAUCAGCUUCCCGCCGGAGUAUCCGUUCAAGCCUCCCAUGAUCAAAUUCACAACCAAGAUCUACCACCCCAACGUGGACGAGAACGGACAGAUUUGCCUGCCCAUCAUCAGCAGUGAGAACUGGAAGCCUUGCACCAAGACUUGCCAAGUCCUGGAGGCCCUCAAUGUGCUGGUGAAUAGACCGAAUAUCAGGGAGCCCCUGCGGAUGGACCUCGCUGACCUGCUGACACAGAAUCCGGAGCUGUUCAGAAAGAAUGCCGAAGAGUUCACCCUCCGAUUCGGAGUGGACCGGCCCUCCUAACUCAUGUUCUGACCCUCUGUGCACUGGAUCCUCGGCAUAGCGGACGGACACACCUCAUGGACUGAGGCCAGAGCCCCCUGUGGCCCAUUCCCCAUUCAUUUUUCCCUUCUUAGGUUGUUAGUCAUUAGUUUGUGUGUGUGUGUGGUGGAGGGAAGGGAGCUAUGAGUGUGUGUGUUGUGUAUGGACUCACUCCCAGGUUCACCUGGCCACAGGUGCACCCUUCCCACACCCUUUACAUUCCCCAGAGCCAAGGGAGUUUAAGUUUGCAGUUACAGGCCAGUUCUCCAGCUCUCCAUCUUAGAGAGACAGGUCACCUUGCAGGCCUGCUUGCAGGAAAUGAAUCCAGCAGCCAACUCGAAUCCCCCUAGGGCUCAGGCACUGAGGGCCUGGGGACAGUGGAGCAUAUGGGUGGGAGACAGAUGGAGGGUACCCUAUUUACAACUGAGUCAGCCAAGCCACUGAUGGGAAUAUACAGAUUUAGGUGCUAAACCAUUUAUUUUCCACGGAUGAGUCACAAUCUGAAGAAUCAAACUUCCAUCCUGAAAAUCUAUAUGUUUCAAAACCACUUGCCAUCCUGUUAGAUUGCCAGUUCCUGGGACCAGGCCUCAGACUGUGAAGUAUAUAUCCUCCAGCAUUCAGUCCAGGGGGAGCCACGGAAACCAUGUUCUUGCUUAAGCCAUUAAAGUCAGAGAUGAA
Homo sapiens (human) is the source of this 1219-nucleotide messenger RNA. RefSeq names its product ubiquitin conjugating enzyme E2 L6 (gene UBE2L6). Gene Ontology annotation, molecular function: ubiquitin-like protein conjugating enzyme activity; ISG15 transferase activity; ubiquitin conjugating enzyme activity. Lineage: Eukaryota; Metazoa; Chordata; Mammalia; Primates; Hominidae. The coding region runs from base 62 to 523 and encodes 153 amino acids. The transcript is spliced from 4 exons. Gene Ontology annotation, biological process: protein ubiquitination; protein modification by small protein conjugation. The record is from RefSeq and is marked reviewed.